Messenger RNA from Brassica rapa (field mustard), 1998 nucleotides. Its product is annotated as cytochrome b561 and DOMON domain-containing protein At3g61750. The record is from RefSeq and is a predicted model, not a curated record. Lineage: Eukaryota; Viridiplantae; Streptophyta; Magnoliopsida; Brassicales; Brassicaceae.
CAUGAACAUCAACACACUUGCAAAUCUUUUUAAUAGAACUUCUAACAAAAGCAAAUCUUGUAACAAAAAAAAGAGAGCACAUAAACGCAAACAAUCAAUAGUUAAUUACGUCUGUGUGAUUGGUUAUAAUCAUUGAGGCGGCGAAGGUUUAAACCAAAAUAAUGAAAGUUUUAAGAAACUAAACAAAAAAUGUUCGUUGCUUAUUGUAGAGUUAACUUUGUUUCUAAGCUCUGUUCCAAUAUUUACCUCAGGCCCACCAGCUAAGAAAAGGAUCGUGGCACCAUCCUGACCAAAUGAGUGAUGAUUCAGAUUUAAAACUAUGGCUGCUCCACUUCCCCCCACUCUGGUCCAGUUACGACCCCACUCUCUCUCUCCCAUCGCAUCUUUGGCAUAUCUUUGUCGGUUCACGUGUCUAUUUAGUGACCAAGGGGACAUAAACUGUCCGAUACUUAACCACUGAAACAUCAACUCCAUCAUCUCUUUCAAACUCCAAUCCAGGAUGAGAUUUUAAAACACAAUUUGGUGAUUAUGAUUGCUCGCCAUCUUCAACUACUUUCACCACCAAACCCAAUCACUCUUCUUCUCCUUCACCAAAAAACCUCCAUUGUCCCCCCCCUCUCUCCAGCUUCGAUCUUGGCCAUGAGAACCCUUCUCGGAUUCUACAUCCUCUGUCUUUUACUCGGACAAGAUCUUGCAGAUGACGUCACCCAGAACCUCUGUUUCACAAACCGUUUAUCCGACUUCCUCCCUCCACCGUACAGCAACAUCUCCGACUCCAUGCCAUGUACACCUCUCUGGAACACAUUCGUCUUAAGGUACUCAGAAAACAGAGAAAAUGUAAUGACGAUCAUACUCUCGGCUCUAUACACAACCGGGUGGGUCGGAGUCGGAUUCUCCAGAGACGGAAGAAUGGUGGGAUCAAGCGCGAUGGUGGGGUGGAUUUCGAAGAAGGGUCAUGCUAAAAUCAAACAGUACUAUCUCCAAGGAACAGAGAGAGACCAAGUUGUGCCUGAUCAAGGAGAGUUACAGUUACAGAAAGUUCCUCCGGUGGUGGCUCUUCAUGGAGCAAUGAUUUAUUUGGCUUUUCAGGUGAAGUUUACCGUUAGAGUUCCUCGUAGAGCGGUGAUUCUAGCGUUUAGCUCGGCUUAUCCUUCGAAGCUUGGCCGUUUGAGUAAGCAUGAUGAUAAAACUACUGUUAUCGUUGACUUCUCAAAAGCAAAUGGUGUAACAUCAUCCAUACAAACCACAGCUUCCUCGGAGAAGACAAGACAUGGAGUUAUGGCAAUACUGGGAUGGGGUUGUUUACUUCCUCUAGGGGCAAUCCUGGCGAGAUAUCUCAGGCAUAGAGACCCUCUUUGGUAUUAUCUUCACAUUUGUAUUCAGUUCACUGGAUUUAUCUUCGGUCUAGCCGCUGUUAUCCUUGGAAUCCAGCUUUACAAUAGGAUCCAACCAGAUAUACCUGCACAUCGAGGCAUUGGGAUCUUUCUUCUAAGCCUCAGCAUUCUUCAGGUUUUGGCUUUCUUUGUGAGACCGCACAAGGAGACAAAGAUGAGACGGUAUUGGAAUUGGCAUCAUCAUUGGAUUGGGAGGAUCUCUUUGUUCUUUGGAGCAGUGAACAUUGUUCUUGGGAUACGAAUGGCUAAUAGUGAAGAAGAUGGAUGGAAAAUUGGAUAUGGGUUUGUUUUGUCAGUGACAUUACUUGCUUUUCUUGUUCUUGAAAUACUCAGGAUUCGUGGCUCUAUUGGUUCACCUUCUUCUCACACGCCUCCUUUUGAGACACAUUCAAGUUCUACUACUGUUUGAUUAAAGAUCCUCUGUUUUGGAUUUUGUUGGCUAAAGUCAUUAUUGUCCUUAGAUUUAUAGUUAUUGAUUGAAUCUUGUUUAGAUUAGCAUGGUGGAAUUUAUUCUUUCUGAAGGUUAGUCUUUUUUUUUUAUAUUCUUGACCUCUUUUUGCUGUCAUUUUGAAUUUUAAAGUGGAGUUUUCAAGGUUGCUUUUCA